AAUUAUAAACUAAACAAUAGUCCAAUUUUCCAUUAUCCAGAAACAAUGUUAACUCUUUCUUGUUCUGCACUUUCUCAAUCACCACCACCACAACAACCACCUUCCAUAUCCAAAUUCAUCUCCAACCACCCAUGUCUCACCAUGCUCCAAAACCACUGCACCACCAUCAACCACUUCCACCAAAUCUACCCUCACAUCAUCAAAACUGGCCUUACCCUCAACCCAAUUGCUUCCACACGUGCACUCACCUUCUGUGCCUCACCAUCUGGCAACAUCAACUAUGCCUACAAACUGUUUGUCAGAAUGCCAAACCCAAAUCUUUAUUCUUGGAACACAAUUAUCAGAGCUUUUUCUAGAUCCUCAACACCACAAUUUGCUAUAUCACUUUUUGUUGAUAUGUUGUAUUCGCAAAUUCAACCUCAAUAUUUGACUUACCCUUCUGUUUUCAAAGCCUAUGCUCAACUGGGUCAUGCCCAUUAUGGAGCUCAGCUUCAUGGUAGGGUUGUGAAAUUAGGUCUUCAAAAUGAUCAAUUUAUUUGUAAUACUAUUAUUUAUAUGUAUGCUAAUGGUGGAUUAAUGAGUGAAGCUAGAAGAGUUUUUGAUGGAAAAAAAUUGGAACUUUAUGAUCAUGAUGUUGUAGCUAUUAAUUCAAUGAUUAUGGGUUAUGCUAAAUGUGGUGAGAUUGAUGAAUCUAGGAAUUUGUUUGAUGAUAUGAUUACAAGAACUUCAGUUAGUUGGAAUUCUAUGAUUAGUGGAUAUGUUAGGAAUGGGAAAUUAAUGGAGGCGUUAGAGCUUUUCAAUAAGAUGCAAGUUGAAGGGUUUGAAGUAAGUGAGUUUACAAUGGUGAGUUUGUUAAAUGCUUGUGCUCAUUUAGGAGCACUUCAACAUGGGAAAUGGGUUCAUGAUUAUAUAAAAAGGAAUCAUUUUGAGUUGAAUGUUAUUGUUGUUACAGCAAUAAUUGACAUGUAUUGUAAGUGUGGGUCUGUUGAAAAUGCUGUUGAAGUUUUUGAGACAUGCCCUAGAAGAGGAUUGUCAUGUUGGAACUCUAUUAUAAUUGGGCUAGCCAUGAAUGGUCAUGAAAGAGAAGCUUUUGAGUUCUUCUCUAAGCUUGAAUCUUCGAAAUUGUUAAAGCCAGAUUCUGUAAGUUUUAUUGGUGUUUUAACUGCUUGUAAACAUUUAGGAGCAAUUAAUAAAGCAAGGGACUAUUUUGAAUUGAUGAUGAAUAAGUAUGAAAUUGAACCAUCAAUAAAACACUAUACUUGUAUUGUUGAUGUACUGGGUCAAGCUGGACUCCUAGAAGAAGCAGAAGAACUCAUAAAGGGCAUGCCUUUAAAGCCAGAUGCCAUUAUAUGGGGAUCUUUGCUUUCAUCUUGUAGGAAGCAUAGGAAUGUACAGAUUGCGAGACGAGCUGCGCAAAGGGUUUAUGAGUUAAAUCCAAGUGAUGCUAGUGGUUACGUACUUAUGUCUAAUGUUCAUGCCGCGUCCAACAAAUUUGAAGAGGCAAUAGAGCAAAGGCUUUUAAUGAAGGAAAACUUGACAGAAAAAGAACCGGGUUGUAGUUCAAUUGAAUUAUAUGGAGAGGUUCAUGAGUUUAUAGCUGGGGGAAGGCUGCAUCCUAAAACUCAAGAGAUCUACCAUUUAUUGAAUGACUCCAGUUUUGCAUUUCAAGAUUGAUUAUCCGUAAAAUGAUGAACUUGUGAAGUUUUGUCAUUAAUCUGUAUAAAGAAGUAAUAGCUUUAAUAUAGAGAUGAUUUACAAUAGAUUAGAGUCACACCAUCUAAAUAUCCAUUUCGCUUGUUCAUAUAGUUACUUAGAAGCAUUUGGAUUUACUGUAAUUUAUAGAUUUACGUAGAAAAAGAAAGUUCAUCUUGUUAUUUGAAAGAGUAUAUUUUAAUGGAAUUUAAAUUAGGUUUUUGCUUACGUAUAAA
This is a messenger RNA of Medicago truncatula (barrel medic), 1928 nucleotides long. Its product is annotated as pentatricopeptide repeat-containing protein At2g42920, chloroplastic. The record is from RefSeq and is a predicted model, not a curated record. The transcript has a single exon. Gene Ontology annotation, molecular function: protein binding; RNA binding. Gene Ontology annotation, biological process: RNA modification. Lineage: Eukaryota; Viridiplantae; Streptophyta; Magnoliopsida; Fabales; Fabaceae. The coding region runs from base 46 to 1674 and encodes 542 amino acids.